Molecule: messenger RNA, 2468 nt
Organism: Acanthochromis polyacanthus (spiny chromis)
Lineage: Eukaryota; Metazoa; Chordata; Actinopteri; Pomacentridae
Gene: glb1l
Product: galactosidase, beta 1-like
Exons: 16
Coding region: 127-2046 (639 amino acids)
Biological process (GO): carbohydrate metabolic process
Cellular component (GO): vacuole
Molecular function (GO): beta-galactosidase activity
Source: RefSeq, a predicted model, not a curated record
CAGCUGUUUGCCUCCACAGUUUAGAGACAUGUAGGCGUCAAGCCAAACAUACAUACAGUCCUAAUAAUAUAAUACGGGAUAGUGAUGAGUCUGGUUUAGGUGAAGACUUUACAUGGAGGCAGCGACAUGGCUGCUGCUGCUGCUGCUGCUUUCUUACUGGUAGUUGUAGUGAAUCUCGGCUGUUCUUCUGUCAGUGCGACUGGGGUCUCUGGAAAAAGAUCCUUUUCUAUAGACUACAAAAACAACUGUUUCCUGAAGGAUGGGAAGCCUUUUCAGUACAUCUCAGGCAGCAUCCACUACUCCAGAAUCCCACAGUACUACUGGAAGGACCGGCUCCUGAAGAUGUACAUUACAGGACUCAAUGCUGUCCAAGUAUACGUUCCUUGGAACUUCCAUGAAACAGUGCAGGGCGUCCACAACUUCACAGGGGACAGAGAUUUGGAGCAUUUUUUGGAUCUGGCCAACCAGACGGGUCUUCUGGUCAUCCUGCGUCCAGGGCCGUACAUCUGUGCAGAAUGGGAAAUGGGUGGGCUGCCAGCAUGGUUGCUUCAAAAACCAAACAUAAUACUCCGCUCAGCAGACACAGAUUACUUGCAGGCAGUCAGCAACUGGCUCGCUGUUCUCCUCCCCAAAAUGAAACGCUGGCUCUAUGUCAAUGGGGGUAACAUUAUUACUGUACAGGUGGAGAAUGAAUACGGAAGUUACUUCUCCUGCGACUACAACUACAUGCGUCACCUGCAGACUCUGUUCCGCUUUUUUCUGGGUGAAGACGCCGUCCUGUUCACCACUGAUGGAAACACAGACAGGGAGAUGACAUGUGGGACUCUGCAAGGAUUAUAUGCCACCGUGGACUUUGGCACAGAUACAAACAUAACUGAAGCCUUCAACCGGCAAAGACGAUUUGAACCUCAAGGACCACUGGUGAACUCAGAGUUCUACACCGGAUGGUUGGACCACUGGGGAGAUCAGCACGCCGUGGUUGAUACUCAGAAGGUCAGCAGAGUGCUAGGAGAAAUGCUAACCAUGGGGGCCAACGUCAACAUGUACAUGUUUGAAGGCGGAACAAACUUUGGCUACUGGAACGGUGCUGAUCAUGACACCAGGUUCCGCUCAGUGGUGACAAGUUACGAUUACGACGCCCCGCUGACUGAGGCAGGAGACCCCACAGAGAAGCUGCUGGCCAUCAGAGACGUCAUAUCGCAGUUUAGAGAGGUUCCCUCCGGCCCCCUGCCACCAGCAACUCCAAAGUUUGCCUAUGGCUUUGUGACCAUGAAAAAGGUUGGAAACAUCAGCGAUCUGUUGAGCACCCUUUCACCUCUGGGGCCCGUCAAAUCAAAGUAUCCUCUGACGUUUGAGGAGAUGAAACAGUACUAUGGAUACAUGCUGUAUCGCACAACGCUGCCCAGGGACCUCUCAGAGCCCACGCCACUUAUCUCUCCACUGAAUGGGGUUCAUGACCGUGCAUAUGUGUCCAUCAAUGGGGUUUUCCAGGGCCUACUGGAGAGAGACACUGCACUGGUGAUGAAAGUCACUGGACAGCAGGGCGACACGAUGGACAUCCUUGUUGAAAACAUGGGCAGAGUUAACUUUGGCAGCAAAAUCAAUGACUACAAGGGCCUGUUGAGCAACCUGAUCCUGGGUAAAGACAUACUGACUGACUGGAAGAUUUACCCUCUGGACAUUGACGGAGCCAUUGCCAGUGGAUGGCCUCAUUCAAACAGUCAAAAGUCCGUCCACUCUCCUGAGAGAAACACUCCACCUGGACCAACCUUCUACAUGGGCACCUUACAAACCAAUGGUCUGACAUGGGACACUUUUCUCAAGCUGAAUGAAUGGACAAAGGGCCAGGUUUGGAUUAAUGGCGUGAACUUGGGGCGAUACUGGCCAGCCAGGGGCCCUCAGCAGACUCUGUAUAUCCCUGGACCCCUGCUCAGCGCCACCCAACCCAACAACAUCACAGUGUUGGAGCUGGAAGGAGCCCCGGCACACUUGCGGGUUCUUUUUAUGGAUCGGCCUCAGCUCAACAUCACUGCUGGAAAGUCUUGACACAGAGUUUGGUUGCAUGAUUUAAAAAAAAAAAUACUGUCAAAGUAUCCGUAUAAUAAUUCAUCCAAACCAGAAGUCGUUAUCUCAACAACUGAUCCUGACAUGAGGAAACUGCUAAGAGGAACAAUGCUUUGUUCCACAUUAUUUCUGUGACUUUGUCAUUCUUACACAUUUCAGAUGUCAACGUUUCACAUGUAAACAACUCUUCAUCAGAAACCAUCCAAUGUCAGCUCUUUAACUUUUGGCAUGGCAGCUUCACAGUCCAGCAGUGAUCAUGUUGAUCUUGUCAUUGAGUUUUAAUAUUCACUAAAACUAUGAAAAAAAUAGUGAUGCAUGAACAUUCUAACAAUUUUUUAUUGCAUUUCAUUUUAUCUUUUUCAUAAUCGCUGAAACUGUAAAUAAACUGUACAUUUAUUUCAUGA